AUUUUGCCGCCCAAUGAUGUGGGAGUAUACAGUAUGUAGCCCUGCCCGCGUUUGUCAGUCCCUCCGCUCCUAAAACAAGGAAAAGUGUAGAAAUACAAAAACUUUCUUUAUCAGCACUUUUCAAAAAUUUAGUUUGCCAUCCAAAUUGCUCGACUGAAAUAUCAGUACCGCGUGCACACGGAAACAGUCACUACCGGAGCGCUUGAUUAUUGCUUUUACAACUGCAUAUCAUCCAAUAUGUCAAAUAUGGGGAACUUUAUCGAAACCGAUUAAUCGAAAUCAACUUGAUUGAUACAGCCGAGUGAUCAAAAGGCAGGUCUGUCGUGGUUUUUGUACUUUACUGACAACCAAAGGCCGGUUAUCUUCACUGAUCGAUCAGAGGGUGAGAAUGGGGCAUCCUCCACUCGAGUUCAGCGACUGUUACUGCGACAGUCCAGACUUCAGAGAGAGGUUGAAAUGCUACGAACACGAGCUGGAGAAAACCAACAAGUUCUUAAAGGAUGUCAUCAAGGACGGGAACAAUGUGAUCAACACGAUUAAAGAGUACUCACUGGCAGUGCAGAAGUUCUCUCAGACUCUUCAGUCGUUCCAGUUUGAUUUCAUCGGUGACACUUUGACUGAUGAUGAGAUGAACAUUGCUGAGUCAUUUCGAGAGUUUGCUGGUUUGCUGCAGGAUGUGGAAGAGGGUCGAAUGAUGCUGGUGCAGAAUGCAUGCGACUUGCUUAUCAAACCUUUGGAAAAGUUCAGGAAAGAGCAGAUUGGGGUCACAAAAGACAGACGAAAGAAGUUUGAGAAGGAGAGUGAGAAGUAUUACUCUCAGUUGGACAAACAUAUGAACCUGUCCUCAAAGAAAAAAGAGACACAGUUACAAGAGGCCGACGAACAGUUGGAUAAGGAGCGUCAGACAUUUUACGAGUCGUCUGUUGAAUAUGUGUUCCAGAUCCAGCAUGUUCAGGACAGGAAGAAGUUUGAUGUUGUGGAGCCUGUUUUAGCAUUUCUGCAGAGCAUCCUAACACUGAAUAAUCUCACUGUGGAGAUGACGCAGGACUUCCUUCCAUAUAAACAGGAGCUUCAGCUCAGUCUACAGAACACCCGUAACCACUUUGAGAGCACCAGAGAGGAGAUGGAAGAGCUAAUGAAGAGGAUGAAGAAGUCAGCACAGAUCUGUAUUAGACCUGGCAAGCAGGCAACUAUGGAGGGAUACCUUUAUGUGCAGGAGAAAUGGGCUCUUGGCGUAACCUGGUUGAAGUAUUACUGUAAAUACUUCAAAGACAGCAAGUUAUUCAUCAUGGUGCCGAUGGAACAAAAGACAGGAACCAAACAGACCACAUCUCAGCUCACACUGAAGUCCUGUGUACGCCGUAAAACAGAAUCAACUGAUAAACGCUUUUGCUUUGACAUUGAAACAAAUGAAAGGUGCAGUCCUGUCCUGCUCCAGGCUAUUUCUGAGGUCAACAGGAAGCAGUGGAUGGAGGCCAUGGAUGGCAAAGAGCCAAUUUAUCAUUCUCCGAAUCAAAAGCAGGCAGAGAUGGAGCUAAAUGACCUCGGCUUCAAAUUCGUCAGAAAAUGCAUCAAUUUUGUGGAAACAAAAGGCCUGACUCAGGAAGGAGUCUACAGGACUGUGGGCAGCAACAUUCAAGUGCAGAAACUUCUGAAUGCCUUCUUUGACCCAAAGUGUCCAGCGGAUGUAGAUUUAAAUUCCCCUGACAUGGACAUUAAGACCAUCACUAGUGCUUUGAAAUUCUAUCUGCGGAGUCUGAGUGAACCGCUGAUGACCUACAGCCUGCAUGGAGAACUGAUCUUAGCAGCAAAGUCAGAGAAUCUGGACUAUCGGUUAGGGGCGGUUCACUCGCUUGUUUACAAUCUCCCAGAGCGGAACAGAGAGAUGCUGGAACUGCUGAUCAAACACCUGGUCAGUGUUUGCAGCCACAGCACUGAAAAUCUGAUGACCGUGUCAAAUAUGGGUGUAAUAUUUGGCCCCACUCUUAUGAGAGCAGAGGAGGAGACCGUAGCGGCCAUGCUGGAUAUUAAGUUCCAGAACAUCGUCAUGGAGAUCCUCAUUGAGGACUACGACAAGAUCUUUAAGGGUCCUCCUGAAGAAAGCACACCGCCUCCUGUUCCGGCUCCAAGGGUGACCCAACGGAAACGGCAGCCAAUUACAAUCUCAAAACGCCCACCUCGUAUCUUACCUGGCCUUGAGCCUCCAGUUUCUGAGCGGCAAGAGCAGAACGGCGCCACCCACAAUGGUGGUGAAUCCGAGGGAGACACUGGCCUCACCAGUCCGGUUCCUCCUCAAAGAAAAAAACUGGCACCUCCUUCCAUCUCUCCUCCAUCUAUCCCACUCUCCUCUCCGACAUCUCGGAAGCCUGCUCACCCAAGACCUGCUCUCCGGCCCUUGGAUUCGGACUUCAGCAGGCAUGAAGUUAAGAUACAGGCUGGUCAGAGGUCAGAACCCAUGGUGACAACCAAUGGGGAAUCAAGAGUGACAGUGAGCCGAGCUCAGUCUUUCCAAGGAUGGAGGCCACAACUUAAAGAAACAACCGGGGAGGCUCAGGGGGUGAAAGCACGAUCUUUCUCCGAGAAGAGUUCCAUCUGCCGGCCACCCACUCGACCACCAGAUCCACCCUCUCGUCUCCUCAAUAAAACUCCAAACGAAGACAGUCCAGCAUCAUAUGUUGCCUCCAAAACCAAAUUUUUUGAGAGCGCUUCCAGGCACAUGGGGAGUUCCUCUCCAAAUGACUCACCUGCAGCUUCUAAAGAUGAGAACUCAAAAUAAGAACUGCCUUCCAGUCACUGCUAUAACUUGUGGAUCAGAGUGUUGUGGACCAAUUAAUGCACAUCAGUGGUCAUGAGACUGUGUAUCCGUGUAUGGCACAGGCCGGCAUCUGGUCAUGGUUUUGAGAGAUGAAUUAUUGUUACUGACAGAGCAUGAAGGAAUGCUUAGUUUAGUUUUUUUUUUUCUGAAUGAAUUGGAAAAGGUACUGUUUUUACUUUAUUAAAACUGAGUCUUUGAUUCUUGCUCGGAUCAAAGAACAAAAAGAAAAGCAUUGAAUAUUUUUUUUCUUAAACAUUAUGACCUUCCUGCACACAAAAGGAGAACUCCCUUCCAUUCUUCCGCUUAUUGUGUCUAUCAGUAUCUCCCCUUUUCUGUGACCUACUUAAGAGACAGAUAAGACUUACGGUUUCCAAUCUCACUCUACAGAUGCACUACCGUCUUCACUCUAAAAGCGAUAGAAAGUGCCCAGAUGUAAUAUAUAAUAUUCCGAAUCAACACUAAUCAGCAUAUAAUUGCGCAGAAGCUGAACAUGUUUUAUUAAUUACCUGCUAUUAUCUGUGUAAUUAGUAACUGGAGAGAGAUGAAUGACCUGGGUGCUGCUUCUAAAUGUUUCUGAUAAACAGAGUAGUUACUGUAAUUGCAGUGUUGCUCCUUUUAUCUGCCGAGACUUGCUAGUGGUGUUCCAGCAACAACAAAAAAAAGGGAUCAAGGACCUUUCUUUACUUCGACUAGUCCACAGAGCAAAGUUUGCUUCAAAGAGCUUUUCUCUCUCGCUCUUUCUCUCUCUCUUUCUCUUUUUAAAUUGUCAGUUGACCUUACUGAUAUAAAGAUUAGUUUUUGGAGCUUAACCAGACUUUUAAACCGAAUCAUGAGCCUUUAUCGAUUUUUUGGGUCAUUGUGUAUCUUGAAUGUGAAAGUUAAAGAUUUUGUCUCAUCCUCAUGUUCACACAAUUGUAAAUGUGGGAAUUUAAAAAAAAAAAAAAAAUAAAGUAUAUGUCAAUUUUUUUUGGUGCCUAAGAUUACAAUAAGGUUAAAAUUUUAGGUCACUUUAUGCGGGUUUGGCAUAAACUUAGCUUCAAAUUUGAAGCAGACUGGAGCGCAUUCUUAUUUAAUAUCAUUAUCAUAAAGCUCCAAAUUUCCAGUUGACAUUUUAUGUAUUUUUUGUAAAUAUUUUGUUUCUUAAGCUGUUUGUCAAGCUCUUAACAGUCCCUAAACCUCGUUUGAAUGUACUGCUGCAGGAAAUUUUUUUAACUUUAUUAAAAAAAAAAAAAAAAUGAUGAA
Cyprinus carpio (common carp) is the source of this 4057-nucleotide messenger RNA. RefSeq names its product oligophrenin-1. The record is from RefSeq and is a predicted model, not a curated record. Gene Ontology annotation, biological process: signal transduction. Lineage: Eukaryota; Metazoa; Chordata; Actinopteri; Cypriniformes; Cyprinidae. Gene Ontology annotation, molecular function: GTPase activator activity; protein binding. Gene Ontology annotation, cellular component: cytoplasm.